Arachis ipaensis is the source of this 404-nucleotide messenger RNA. RefSeq names its product chaperone protein dnaJ 8, chloroplastic-like. The record is from RefSeq and is a predicted model, not a curated record. NCBI's taxonomy places the organism in Eukaryota, Viridiplantae, Streptophyta, Magnoliopsida, Fabales, Fabaceae.
AAAUUCUUAAUUAAUAAAUAUAUUUGGUCUUUUGUUGUGUUUCAGUACCAUCCAGAUGUAUGCAGAGGGAGCAAAUGCGGGGUGCAGUUUCACCAAAUCAACCAGGCUUAUGAUGUUGUAAUGUCCAAUUUGAGAGGAGAAUCCAAUGAAAUGGAAAUGGAAAUGUACGAAGCAUGCGAUGAUGAUGCAGGCAUCGACGAAGCAAUGAGGGGAAUGAAUGAUCCAGAUUGGGACCUGUGGGAAGAGUGGAUGGGAUGGGAAGGAGCAGGAAUUCGUGAUUAUUCAUCUCACAUUAAUCCUUACAUUUGAAAUUGCUUUGUAAUUUCUCUCUCUUUUUUUUUUUUUUUGAAAGUUUAAUUUCAAUUAUGUAUUUAGUUAAAUGCUAAGGCCCUUCUUCCGCCUUC